Molecule: messenger RNA, 2440 nt
Organism: Dimorphilus gyrociliatus
Lineage: Eukaryota; Metazoa; Annelida; Polychaeta; Dinophilidae
Source: the annotation of a GenBank genome assembly
AAUGUGCGAACAAGCGAAUAUGACUGAUGAAAGCAAAGGUUUUGGUUGUUCUGAUAGUGACGGGUAUUCAGCUCUUCAAAAUUUUGGCACUGACUUGGACCAAGAAAAUUCUGUUGUUAGCAAAGACUUACUCCUGUCACUAGCAAUGGAUACAAACAUAAAUUCUCAGCUAUUUAGUACUAGUAAACGUUCUUCAUCGAGUAGCAGUAGUAAUCAACUUCAGCUAUUACAAGUUAAUCGAGAUAUUAUAGAAUUAGACACAAAACCUCCUUGGUUUCUCGACUCUAAUGAGGUAGUCGAUAGGCUACAAUCUGCAGCUUACAAUUCUCAGAUAGACUUUGACUUCAAUUCUACGUCGGCAGAGGAAGCAGCUCCUGACAAUAGUCAUGAUUGGUGUAUAAAUGGGACUCAUAGUAGCAUCUUGAGCCAAAGUGAUAUAUCACCAGUAUUUCCUCUAACUCCUACUGAUUCUAAUAAAGAAAUAACUGACGAUGAAAAUUCACAGAAAGUUAAGUUGUCUCCCGAUUCGGAAGUUAAAGCCGAAACCACUGAUGGAACUGUUCCUGUGUCAUUGGAUAUUGGAGAAGUUGUCCAAUCGAACGAUAAAACAAUCGCUGACAAAAUCAGAGAAUCUUGUCAAAGCAGAGCAUCCGUCGAUUCUAACAAGGAGGAAAGUACUGAGGAAAUUAGCGAGCCAAAACUGAAUUCUUCCGAUAUUAAAGAUACCACCCAGCAUAAUCCGGCUAAAUUUACUUUAGAUCAAGUAACACCUACGAUUGGAACAAAUAUCUUAAAGAAGUUGGACUACAUCAUUCAAGAGAAAAAUACUCUUUUUGAUAACUUCUUUCGAAUAAAGCGUAAUAAUCAGAAAAAAGUCUGUUCAAUUAAAAGAGAGCACGAGCAAAUUAGCAUCAAUGAAACUCCGAGGAAAGUAGGUGAACGCCGAAGGAAACCUUUAUAUAAUUAUAAAUUGAAAAAAACAGUUAAAAAUGCUGAGACUUGUGAAGUUAGUGAAAAGCCUAUAUUCAAAUGGCCCGAAUGCCCUACUGGAAGAAGAAAAAAGGUGAACGCUAAACCAAAACGAAUUAAAGAGAAAAGUAAACGCCUUUGGAAGAACGGAUUCAUGCUUUUCGCUAAAAAGUAUCGAAAAGCAUAUUCAAUUGCAAUGCGUUCUGGAGACGUGCCAAGAACAUCAAAUUUAAUGAAUGCUGUCUCUAGAUUAUGGAGUUCUUUAUCGUCAUCAGAAAAAGAGAAGUAUAGCCUUAAUUAUCUAUAUGAAGAGGAAGAAACUGAUAAACCCUGUGAAAAUUUAUCUCCCUUUGAACUUCCAACUGAGAGCUCUAAUGUAGUUGAUAUUGGGAAGGGUAAUGAAAUUGAUAAUCCUGCAUGCAAAGAGUAUUCUUGCAAACGAAGAAAAAUUUCAAGUACAAAAGCAAUAGAAGUAAAUUUUAAGAGAAGAAAAACAGAAACAGACAGCAGCAAUUAUGAGAAACUUAUGGGACAGGAAAUUAUAGAACAAACAACUCAUUUAGAUAAUCCCAACGAUAGUGAAGAUAUGCUGAAAAUUUUUGAUAAGACACCUGAAAAAUUUAUAUCGAAUCCAUACGAACAUUCGUCGAGAAUUAGUCCUGCUGUUUCUCGACGAAAGAGAGUACGGAAGAGUCUCAAUUUUGACCAUUUGCUUUACGAUCAAAGAUCCCCUCUCUGCUUUGAAAUUCCUGAUGUAAAUGUAUACACUUUACUUCAGGAUUACGAUCCCCCUGACGAUUAUACUGUUCCAGAUGUGUAUGAUAAUGAAUAUCUUGAUUACAAAUGGGAUUAUGAUGAAAUAGCCAACGUUAAAGAAGCAGAUAAUUCAGACUUUGAGUCUCCGAAAAUACCUUCAAAAUUAAGAACACUUAAGAUCAUUCAGGAGCCUGAAUUGUUAUCACAGCAAAAGUUACCAAUUUCUAUCAAUAUCACUGAACUAUUAGAAAGAAACGAACCAGUGAUUAAUGUAACAGAGCAGGCUUUUAAAAAACAAGGCUUUCCUAAUCAACCUGUGAGACUUGUUCAUACUCCGAAUGUUACUUUGCAUCAAGCGAAACCUUCGUCAAGUUUUGCAAAGAGUUCAAACUCUAGAAUCUCUGGAGUUAAACACGUUUUUACGUUUAAUAAUUUCGUUAAAACCGCCGAAGAAUCGAAAAAUCAAUCCAUUUCAACUGAAUCACAAUCUACAGACAUUAAAGAAAAUCAAGAAAACGCUAGUAAAGAUAUCCACACUGUCUUUCAGUUGUUUGAGAGUAGCAAAUCUGAUAAAUAUAUAGCUGCGAGACCAGCUGGAAAUAUUGUUUUAAGGUUAACUAAUGGAAAUGACGAAAGUACUGUCUACAAGAUUCCUGUUGUAACUUCGGAAGGUGCAUGUAAAAUUCUAUCACUGUUACCUAAGAACAAGAAAUAA